CUUUACCAAAUUAACUAUUCGACAUUUCAACACAAUCAUCUAGUCUCCAUCUAGACUCUGGAUUCAAACUUCCGCAGUCAUCAUUAACAACAGCUGGGAUCAACGUGGUCAUUAAGUGUGGCUACGAUACUACUGGAACAGCCGGAUUGUUGGAUGCAAAAAAUAUAAAACAAAGGCAAAAAUAUAUAUAUAUAUCAGGAGAAUUCCAGGACGUUUGUGUAAACACAGUAGAGGUGAUAAAUCCAAUACCACUAUAAGAAAUUGUUACAGAACCCAGAAAACAGCCAGGAAUUAUGUCGACGAGCCUUCUCACUGACAGGCAACGUGAGGAACUUCACAAGGCCAUUCUGGAUUACUUGAGCGCCAGCGGAUUUACACAGUCGUUCCAAAUGCUCAGGACUGAGACUCACAACCAGGACUUUACACCAACACCAAAAUCUGCUGGGUUAUUGGAGAAGAAAUGGACAUCGACAAUCCGAAUGCAGAAAAAGAUCAUGGAGCUUGAAAAACAGGUGCUUGCGUUGCAGGAGGAACAGAAAAAUGCGCCGAUCAGAAAAGUAACAGAUUCAUCGGACUAUAUCCCCCGAGCGCCCGAGCUCCACACAUUGACUGGCCAUCGCAGUCCCAUCACGCGCGUCGCCUUUCAUCCUGUCUUUGGCGUCAUUGCCUCUGCAUCCGAAGACACAACAAUACGAAUCUAUGACUAUGAGACGGGAGAAUACGAACGGUCGCUUAAGGGACAUACCAAGGCUGUUCAAGAUAUUUCUUUUGAUCCUAGAGGCAACUUUUUAGCAUCAUGCUCGAUUGAUUUGAGUAUUAAAGUCUGGGAUCUUCAACAGGAUUACAAAUGCGUCAAAACCCUGGUUGGACAUGAUCACAGCGUGUCUUCAGUAGUAUUUUUACCUUCUGGUGAUUCAAUUGCAUCUGCAUCCCGGGAUAAAACUAUUAAAAUUUGGGAGCUCGCUACAGGAUUCUGUGUCAAGACAAUUAUAGGACAUACUGAGUGGGUUCGAUAUGUUCAGCCAAGCCAGGAUGGGCGUCUCCUUGUCAGCGCGUCAAAUGACCAGACUGCACGCGUUUGGGAUGUGGCAACAGGCGAAUGCAAGGGUGAAUUCAGAGGCCAUGAUAAUGUAGUAGAAUGUGCUAUCUUUGCACCAGUGGAGUCUUAUCCUUUCAUUAAGGAGCUAAUCGGCAUUGAUCCAAAGGUCAGUGCCAGAGAACAACCCCUUCCUGGCCAAUUCAUAGCCACGGCAUCCAGAGACAAGACGAUCAAACUUUGGGACUCUACAGGAAAUUGCAUCGCUAAUUUUGUUGGGCACGACAAUUGGGUCCGUGGUCUGGUCUUCCAUCCAUCUGGAAAGUAUCUUCUGAGUGCAGCUGACGAUAAGACAAUCAAAAUCUGGGACUUAAAGGCAGGACGAUGCAUGAAGACAUUGGAGGCACAUCAACAUUUCGUGACUUGUAUCGCCUUUAAUACUAUACAUCCGGUCGUAGCAACAGGCUCAGUGGACCAGACUGUGAAAUUGUGGCAUUGUCGCUGAUGAUUUGUUGGCAUUAUUCAUUUAAUAAAGCAUUCGCAAAAGGUUCUACAUGGCUGGACUCGUCUUUAUGGCGAUGUGCUGAGUAUGGAUGAUUUACUCAAGCAUUUUAAUGAAUUGUUUACGUAGUAACGACCGCAAAACUGCCACCAAUAGAGAUUAUUAUUAUUAUCAUUUUUUAUCAGACAAGAAGAAUAGGUUAAUCUUAACCAAAAUGGAAUCAAUGAUAACGCGAUC
Lobosporangium transversale is the source of this 1775-nucleotide messenger RNA. RefSeq names its product WD40-repeat-containing domain protein. Gene Ontology annotation, cellular component: nucleus; transcription repressor complex. Bases 294 to 1541 code for a protein of 415 amino acids. The record is from RefSeq and is a predicted model, not a curated record. NCBI's taxonomy places the organism in Eukaryota, Fungi, Mortierellomycota, Mortierellomycetes, Mortierellales, Mortierellaceae. Gene Ontology annotation, biological process: negative regulation of transcription by RNA polymerase II. The transcript is spliced from 11 exons. Gene Ontology annotation, molecular function: protein binding.